Neltuma alba is the source of this 650-nucleotide messenger RNA. RefSeq lists its product as uncharacterized. The coding region runs from base 16 to 417 and encodes 133 amino acids. The record is from RefSeq and is a predicted model, not a curated record. NCBI's taxonomy places the organism in Eukaryota, Viridiplantae, Streptophyta, Magnoliopsida, Fabales, Fabaceae. The transcript is spliced from 2 exons.
ACUCUCUAUAGUAUAAUGAAUGUGAAAGAUGAGAUUUUGUACUACAUAGAGGGCAAAAGAGGCGAGGAGGUCAUAAUGGCGACAACCCAACAUUUUAGGAAGAGCAGAAAAAGAAGAGGAUCUCUGGGUAAAUGCAGUGAUUUGUCUCUUUUUCAAAUCUGUGGGCCGAACAAUGGCCAUGACUUUUGGAUGAAGACGCCAAAUGCUAAUGACAUUGACUGGCUUGUUGAAGGCAGGGAAUGGCCACCACCACAUGUUCUUCAGGGCUUCUAUCUUCAAAAGAUAAGCCUAUUAUUGUAUUCUUCCAUGUCUGCUGCUGCAAAGGUGGAACUCUGUGAUUUGUCAACCCUCUAUUUCAAGGAGACCUCCCGGAAAAGAUAUUCAUGGAGUGAACUGAAGACAAUGGCGACGGAUUGAAGAGGGAAGAGGGCAGCGACCAAGAGAUGGAAGAAAAUUUAAUUUGUUCGUUAUGAGAUAUAUAUUGACCGAUUCUCUCACCAUUUUCAAUUUCUAUUUCUUGAGUUGAAAUGUUUCUGAUGAAUCUUGUGAGCUCCUGUAAUGUCUGAGGAUAGAGCAAGAGAUUAGCCGCGUAUUCUGGGCUGUUUUGCUGUGGAGGAAUGAGACUAAAUUGUUAUUGUUAAUUAAAAGAA